Molecule: messenger RNA, 3256 nt
Organism: Gigantopelta aegis
Lineage: Eukaryota; Metazoa; Mollusca; Gastropoda; Neomphalida; Peltospiridae
Product: sodium-dependent glucose transporter 1-like
Exons: 5
Coding region: 11-2365 (784 amino acids)
Source: RefSeq, a predicted model, not a curated record
GGCUGGGAAAAUGUCUUGGAUAGACAAGGUCGGGAAGAAUGCGAGAGAUCAAGAAUACAGAUCAAAAUUCUGCCAGACCUUCUGGAUUUGCUGUGCCUUUGCUAUGCUUGGGAUAGUAUACGGUCAGCGAGGUCCUUCUUUUCUUGACCUUCAACUCGUCACCAAAGCAAACGUAGAACAAGUGUCGCAGCUGUUCACUAGCCAAUCAGCAGGCUACAUGUCAGGUGGCGUUAUCGGGGGCUUCCUCUACGAUCACUACGCCAAAUAUAGGUCGCUGCUACUGUUCGGAUCUACUUUCCUGAUGGCAGUCACGACUAUCAUUGUACCAUGGUGCUCAAACUACAUACUAAUGGUCGCCAUGUUUUACCUGUGUGCCGUAUGCAUGGGAGUACUGGAUGAUGGGGGUAAGUCCAGAAUCCUGAAUCUGUGGGGAGCACGUGGGACACCUUAUAUGCAGGCUGAACAUUUUAGUUACGGACUUGGUGGGUUUAUCGUCCCGUUGUUCACGGAACCAUUCCUCGCCCUAGAGUCAAACGUCACAAGCAAUAUCACCGGUGUUCUGCCAUUCCUUUGCAAUAAUACGACUCUGGGCGAAAUAAUUAAACAAACUGUCACGGGGACUAAAUCUGCAGCUUCCGUUUUGACAUCAGUCUUCUGGGCAGCAUUUGCUGCAGGACGAUUCCUCGGUAUCUUGGUCUCUACUUUCGUUUCCCCUAUAACCAUGCUGGCGAUCUGCUGUUCUACCUUGGCGGUGUCAAUGCUUUGCUUCACACUGUGUGCUCUCUUCAUGGUCCACCCAGCGAUCUGGGUGUUCACGUUCCUAUGCGGCCUCACCAUGGCGCCAAUAUACCCCACGGGUUUGGUGUGGACGGAGAAGGACCUCUUCAAAUUCUCUGGGAAACUGUUCUCUGUGAUACUGAUGGCUUCGUCCGGCGGAGCUCUGGCGAACCCUCCAACACUGGGUCAUCUUCUGCAGCACUACAGUCAGAUGUACGCCUAUCUGCAGCUUCUGGAAUCCGUCACCAUGGUGAUUGUGUUCAUCAGCCUCUAUGUUUUUGCUAGAGUCACCACCACACACAGAGAAAUGUCAGAUCAAAGUGUAGAAAUGAUGAAAUGUUUUAAUAUCAUGUGCUAUUUUGAUUAUUUUUCAGGGGGUAACUCCAGAAUCCUGAACCUAUGGGGAGCACGUGGGACACCUUAUAUGCAGGCUGCACAUUUUAGUUACGGACUUGGUGGGUUUAUCGUCCCGUUUUUCACGGAACCAUUCCUCGCCCUAGAGUCAAACGUCACAAGCAAUAUCACCGGUGUUCUGCCAUUCCUUUGCAAUAAUAUGACUCUGGGCGAAAUAAUUAAACAAACAAAUACCACAACUGAUCUGGUGCAUCUAAACACCACGGAAUUGGAUUGUUGGACUCGUUACAAUGGCGUAACGGUCGCACAAAGUGGUGUUACGGACGUACAUAAUAACAUGCCUGGUCCACUGCCUGAUUCUGACGAAUCGAUACUUUACAUAGCUUAUUUAAUCAGUGGAGCCUUGUGUAUUCUUUCAUCCAUACCGUUCAUCGUUCACUUCUGUACGUCAAAACACGAUGAGCGACAUCAGCAUCAUCAUCAUCAUCACCAUAAACAACGACCACGACGUCAUGUUAAACAGGACGCGGCGUACAGACACGGACGGUCCAUACCACAAUUUACCUUCAUUUUGUUGCUAGUUAUAUUAAUAUACAUCCUCUACGUAGCCGUCGAAUCAACCUUCAGCAACUUCCUGUUGGCAUUUGCAGUGCGCAAACUCGGCUGGACUAAAUCUGCAGCUUCCGUUUUGACAUCAGUCUUCUGGGCAGCAUUUGCUGCAGGACGAUUCCUCGGUAUCUUGGUCUCUACUUUCGUUUCCCCUAUAACCAUGCUGGCGAUCUGCUGUUCUACCUUGGCGGUGUCAAUGCUUUGCUUCACACUGUGUGCUCUCUUCAUGGUCCACCCAGCGAUCUGGGUGUUCACGUUCCUAUGCGGCCUCACCAUGGCGCCAAUAUACCCCACGGGUUUGGUGUGGACGGAGAAGGACCUCUUCAAAUUCUCUGGGAAACUGUUCUCUGUGAUACUGAUGGCUUCGUCCGGCGGAGCUCUGGCAAACUCUCCAAUACUGGGUCAUCUUCUGCAGCACUACAGUCAGAUGUGGUACGCCUAUCUGCAGCUUCUGGAAUCCGUUACCAUGGUGAUUGUGUUCGUCAGCCUCUAUGUUUUUGCUAGAGUCACCACCACACACAGAGAAAUGUCAGAUCAAGGUGUAGAAAUGGUAGAUGUGGAGGAAUCUAAUAAAGAGGAAAUGGAUGGAAUGAUCAAGGAUUCGUUAUAUGUUCCGUCAGAGUGAACAGUUCUUUCGUAACAAUUGUUUUUCAAAUCACAGAAUUCCAAAACUAGGUCUUAUACAAAGGAAGGAAAUGUUUUAUUUAACGACGCACUCAAUACAUUUUAUUUACGGUUAUAUGGCGUUGGAGGCUUAUACAAAGACUAAUAUUUGACAAAACGUUUAGGACGUCUCUCUCUCGUGAUGUUUCAAGGCAUCAGCAAGCUGUUCAUUUGAGUUAUCUAUAAGGCAGUUUAGAAUGAUGACUUGUUUUAAAAUAUUAUGUGACUUGUUUUGGCAAUAUUGUUAUAGCCAUGGACUAAUACUUGAAACGAAACUGUCUGCCACCACAUAGGGUUCUGUUAAUGCUGGUCGACAGCAAACUAUAAAUCUCCCACAAAUACGACAGCACAUACCAUAGUUUUUGUUGUUCUAGCUGUGUGGGGAAAAGGCAAAUAGCUCAGUGGGUGUGUCCAUCUAAAAGAACUAACUCUGCAACCCACUGUUUUCUGAUCGUUCUUGUAGUGUGUUUGCUCCUUGCGAAACAAAUCCGUACAGGUAUAGUGAAACCUGGUUUAAACAGCCACCAAAAGGAGUAUCAAAAACUAGCAUUUUGUAAGACCAGUGAUUGCUUUAUUAUAUAGGUAACUUCACACUAUAUUAGAUGAUUUAGGUGAAUGGGAAUGCGGCCUCUUUAACAAUGGUGGCUCGUUAAUAAAGGUGGCCGCUUGACCAGGUUUCACUGCGGUUCUCUGGGGGGAAAAGCUUCAGUGGUUUUAAAGCUGGUGGGUACUCGAUUUGCAUCCCGGUACCGGCUCCCAACAACAAGAGUGAAAGAAAGAAAUGUUUUAUUUAACGACGCACUCAACACAUUUUAUUUACGGUUAUAUGGCGUCAGACAUAUAGUCAAGGACC